Molecule: messenger RNA, 3405 nt
Organism: Linum trigynum
Lineage: Eukaryota; Viridiplantae; Streptophyta; Magnoliopsida; Malpighiales; Linaceae
Source: the annotation of a GenBank genome assembly
UAUGGAACAAGUACCCGCAAAAGCAAAAUCAUAUGUGAUUUAUACACUGUCAGGACGAUACAAUUGUAUAAAUACUUACAUUAAUUUUGAACAUAUUUUCAUAACAAAAGUCAUUAUUUCAUCACAUUUGUAGAAUAAAAAGCAAGCGAAGUUAGAAUUUCAUGCACGAAUAAAAAAUUUUAUAGAGUAAUAAAAUACAAAAAAUAAAUGCGUAGAAAAAUUUUCUGCCGGUAGAAGAACAAUCACUCUGUAAUCUUUUUAUCCAUGCGUCAAGCCUUCAACCCUUGCACUAACUUCUACUCUGGAUAUCUCUAAUUAAAUACGUUGAUUUCACCAGCAAUAAUUUUAUCCCGUUGACGUGCUACUAAAAGUGAGAACUUAGUGAAAGCGAUUGAUCAUUUUCUCCAAAUCACGGUGACUUAUAAAUCAACUUUUAUUACUCUGCACUACUCAGUCAUAUCCACACCACUGUUUUUGUCGUAGUAAAAAAAAAACAAAUCAAAAAAAAAAAUUGUUCCAAAUUUGAGAAAAGGAACUGCUUAUUAUCACUAUUACUAGUAAUUCUUAUAUAUACUCGUACCCGACUCUGCCAAGAUCGUGUCUAUGAAACUAAAAGCCUCCUCUUCUAGCCUGCACCAUCUAUCUUUCUACUCACCAGCAGUAAGCGAUGGCCACACUAGUUGCCGGACUGCCGCAGUACGUGGUCCUCAAAUCAAAGAGACUCAACAUCUACAUGCACUACAUGUGGAACGACGACGAGUUCGGUGACUUCUACGAGUUCAUCGGCACCAAACGGGCCUUGGAUCCGGUGAACCCGUUCGUCAAGCUCGAAGUCGUCCCUUCCACCACCAACCCGUCCUUCGUCCACCUCCGCUGCUCUUACAACAACAAGUUCUUCCGUCUUGUCCAAAGAAAAGCUCGGCCCCCCCGAGCCUCAAAUCCUGGCUCCGCCCCUGCCAACGAGGACACCUCCGUGGUCGGCGAGUGCACGCUCUUCGAGCCGGUCUUCCCUUCCGACCAGCCCGACACCGUGUGGUUCCGCUACGUGGCGAACCAGUGCCGUCUCUUCUGGUUCAACAACCCGGACUUUCCGGACGAGUACGGGCUGUCCAUCGUCUACUCCCAAGAGGAGCGCUUCACCACGUACUACGACUACGCGCCGUGGGAGUCGUACGAGGACAAGAUGUGGGCGCAAGACGCGGUGAUUCAGGCGCGUGACGUGGAGGUCCGGAGGCUGGCUGCCGAGGUGGCUGCCAACGGAGAGGAGAUAAAGACGCUGCGAGGCCAGCUGGCGGACAGGGACGGCGAGAUCGUGAAGCUGAAGGGCCAGGUGGCGUCUUGGGAGGCGUACGUGGAGAAGAGGAAGGUUAAACUGGAGGACGGGAUGGUGACUCUGCAGUCCGCCGUGGCGGCGGCGUGGGAGGCGUUCCAGGACAACGUCAGCGCCGGGAUUGGGAAGAUUAAAGGUGGUCUUGGAAGGUUCGGUAAGGUACUUAAACUGCGAAAGGUACAUCAUGGUGAUGACCGUAUGUUACGUACCAUAUGAGUGCUUAAAAUUACCGACCGCGCGCCUGUGAAAUUAGUGUCGGUACGGGUAUAUCACUGAGGAAGGGACGAUUGUGAAAUUAGUACAGGGUUUCUAUUAAAAAAUGUCUGUGUAAUUUUGGUUUCCUACAAUAAAAAUUUGUGUGUAUGUAGGGCCUGCCUCGCCAGUAAGUUGGUGAGAAGAAUAAUUAGGGGUCAUUUGGAUGCGAAAAUUUAAUGCCGUAAUUGGACCCAAAUUCCACAUAUUGCAGUAAUUGGAACCAAAUUCCAUGUUUGGCUGGACAUGGAGCAUGCGGAAAUUGACCCGCCGGAAUUGGGAACAAAUACUACGAUCGCCGGUUUUGGAAAUACAACUCCCACCCAUGUAUUUGUCAAUUCCCACGUUAUUGGGUUUUUCCUUCCCAAUCUAACCCUGGCCACACGAGAACCUUCUUCCACUUAUCUCUCCCUCUUCUUCGUGCUCUCAUACUGCCGCCAUCAAAACCUUAUUUCCUUUCUCCAUCUUUUGUUCCUCUUUCUAUUAUUCAUCUCCCAAUACUGCAAUCAAAUCGAAAUGAGGUCCAAGAAAAGAAGAACGAUGGAGGCCAUGUGUUGUGCAUAUCUAUUAUGUAUUUUAUUAAUUCAAUAAUGAUUGGUUUUUACAAUUUGAGGAUUGAAUACGAGAAUUAGUGAUUUCCCUAUUUGCUAUAUGUGUGUUAGUUAUAUGCAACUAUGUAAAGGUCAUUUUAAUUGCAAAUUCACAUAGAAAGGGGUAAAUUGGUAUUUUAACCAAAUACCACACCAUCAAUUUCAACAUUCUUUGACCCAUCCCAAACAUGGAAUUUCGGACAAUUUCCACUUGACAAUUACUAGGUUUCUAUAAUGUGGAAAUUAAGGUUAAUUCCCACGCUUUUAGAUUUCCACAUCCAAACGACCUCUAAAGACAAUUUGCUUGAGAGAUCGAUGGAUACUGAUAAGGCAUUCAUGUAAUACUAAAAUUCAGAGUUAAAAAAAAAAGGUGCGUUUAACCAUGAUUAGGCGAGACGACGAGUACUCUGGAACAUUUUGUUUGAGAUUUUUAUAGCAAGUUAGACAUCCUAUAUGUGAUGGCGAAGUAAGAGGACACUUAUACAUAAUUAGGUUGAUAUCUAAUUUUUUUAUCUCAAUCUUUUCAAUAACUCAACAAGUUUACAAGCUAUUGAAAUAUGAUUCUAUAAAAUUGUGAACUAUGAUUCAAUGCAUUGGUGAUCAAUUAAUACAAUGCAUUAAUUAGUCACAUGCAAUAGAGAACGGAAGAAAAUAAAUAAUUGAAUUUAUUCAUCAAAUCCAAAAAUAGUUGCAUCCUAAUCGUGUUUCCCCGAAAUUGUGUUUUAAUUACAUUUAAAAGUAUAUCCCAUUAUCAAAGAAUUGACAAGCAAGGGGAGUUUUUUCUCUCGUUUAGUGAGAGACUCGGAUCUAGGGUUCCGGUGAUUCUUUUACACUCUCUUUGGGAAGAGGUGCAAAUGGAGGGAGGUGCAUAUUAGCUGGGGUAAAUGCAAUUCCCAAGACAAAUGCACCUAUUUGGUUAAAAUGAAACAAUAGUAGGGGUGUGUUAAUGAGGUGCAUUUCUACUGUUCUAGUUGCCCCCCCCCCCCCCCCCCCCCCCCCAAAUCCGGGUGCAAAGGAGAAGAACAAACUGCUGGCAGAGAGGAGAGUGGAUGGUGGGGCCAGAAAAGAGAGAGGGAGGGAAGAAACGUGUGAGAAAAGAGAGAGGGAAGGGGUGGUGGGGUCAGGGAAGAAUGGGAAAAGAAGGAAGAGGGAAGAUGGGGUGGGGUAGAGUAGGGUUAUUUUUUGUUUUUUUAAUAUUAAUAAUUACUAUUAUAUUAAAAAGUUAAAUUUUAA